This is a messenger RNA of Rotaria sp. Silwood2, 726 nucleotides long. NCBI's taxonomy places the organism in Eukaryota, Metazoa, Rotifera, Eurotatoria, Philodinida, Philodinidae. The record is from the annotation of a GenBank genome assembly.
AUGAUUGCGACUCAAUCUCCUUUUAUUGAUCUGAGUACACAUGGAGGUAAUAAUAUAACUCUGCAGUGCAUUGUUAAUUGUUCAACGGCAGGUGGCUAUGUCGGAAACGAAGCAUUCAUUGUUGGUCCGUGUACUGAUUUCUCUACUGCAUUGGACUUGACAGUCAGUCAACGAUCCGAUAUGAUCAACUUGACUGUCCCCUCUUAUUUUAUUGUGGCAUACACUUCGUUAACCAAUGCCUGGCAAACAUUGGCAUUGGGCAGCUCUGUUGGUUGGAGUCUUGCCAGUACCAUAGACCUGCGUAUAAGAUCAGACAAUGGAUUAAUAAAUACACCACCAGUGGCUACAUGUAUCUCAUACAUUAGUAUUCCUGUUGACAUUACACAGACAAUUCAAAUUCCAGUUCUUGAUGCAGACAAUGAUUUCAUUCGAUGUCGAUUUGCUAAUGGAUCAUCGGAAUGCUCCAAUACUUGUCCACCAGGAUCACUGCCAUCAGGUACGAGUUUAUCUUCUUCGUGUACUCUCACAAUUACGGGAUCACUAGCUGGCAAUGCAAGUGUUCAAUCAGAUCAGUAUUGUGUAACAUUUUCUGUUGGACUCACAAGUGUUCCACUAUGUCCAGGAGUAACAGUGACCACCACGUCAACAACAACAUACACUUCAAUUAAUACCUCAUCAACUACAGCAAUGACGUCGGUUAUUCUUUCGUCAGUUGAAUUAACGUAA